AUGACAAGGUGCCCAGAGGAGUUUAGGAGACCAGUAGCGGUCAAUUUCUUGGAAGAAGAUGCUCGUGCAUGGUGGGAUACUGUAGUUUCUCGUUACCGGUUUCAGAUUGUAACGUGGGGGAUCUUUAAGAAGGAGUUCGAGCUGAAGUACUUUCCACCAGAGUCACGCGACCGAUUGGAGAGUCAGUUUCUGCAGCUAGAACAAGGUGAAAUGACCGUUCGAGCGUAUGGGAGAAUUUUUACAAGACUUCGGAGGUACCUAUACCAAGGAAAUGAUGACGAGUUAGCGAUGGCCCGGAGAUUCUUUAACGGACUCAGGCUAGAUAUUAGAGGAAGGUUGCACGCGGUGACUUACCGCAGUGUCGAGGAAGUAGAAGAGAGAGCGGUAAGUGUUGAGGAAGCGAUCGAGAAAGAGAAGGAGAUUGCAGCUCGGGAUAAAAAGAAGGAACCCAUCCUGCAGACGAAGAUUGUGAACACCCGGAAGGUGAAUCAAGUAGCAGGACAGAAUUGGGGCGCAGGCCGCGGGAAGGUUAAGAUGAACGUUAGCCAAGGUGGUCGUAAUGUGAGCAACAUGGAUCCGAGGGGAUGCUAUGUGUGCGGUCAAGUUGGGCAUUUCGCUCGCGCUUAUCCGACUGUUGAGGAAACAAAGAGUAAUAGCUUGUCAACCGUCACAUGUUUCUACUGUGGCGAGUUAGGACAUUAUACGAACACAUUUCCGUCGAAGCCGGCCAAACCGAACGCCCAAACUGUGAACCGUGCCCAGAUAGCGAACCAAGUGAAGGAACCCCCAGCGAAGAAGCAAGCAACCCCAGCAAAUGUUUUUGCUUUAGGAGUAGAGCCACCCAAACCUCCACAGGCCGCGAAGGGCCCUAUAACAGGAACAUUACUUGUUGGUGGUAACCCCACGCAUGUACUGUUCGAUUCGGGAGCGUCCAAUAGUUUUGUGACUCCCGAAAUGGUUGACAAGUUUGGAGACUUGUGUGAGGAGGAAGAGGUGAACAUCAAUGUCUACACUGCUGGUAAUCAACCGCCUUUGAAGACAAGAAGAUGGGUCAAGGAAGUGUCGAUAGUCUUGCAAGAAACGAACCUCCCGGUAAAUCCUUUGGUGAUGCCAUUGGAUAGGUUCGAUGCUAUUUUGGGAAUGGAUUGGUUAUCGGAACACCAAGCCCAUAUAGAUUGCAGCAGAAGCUGA
Camelina sativa (false flax) is the source of this 1191-nucleotide messenger RNA. The record is from RefSeq and is a predicted model, not a curated record. NCBI's taxonomy places the organism in Eukaryota, Viridiplantae, Streptophyta, Magnoliopsida, Brassicales, Brassicaceae.